This is a messenger RNA of Vigna angularis (adzuki bean), 690 nucleotides long. RefSeq lists its product as uncharacterized. Bases 1 to 690 code for a protein of 229 amino acids. The record is from RefSeq and is a predicted model, not a curated record. NCBI's taxonomy places the organism in Eukaryota, Viridiplantae, Streptophyta, Magnoliopsida, Fabales, Fabaceae. The transcript has 2 exons.
AUGACUCUUCAACUAGCAGAUAUUUCUCUGAAAUAUGCUUAUGGGGUAGCUGAAGAUGUGCUUGUGAAGGUAGACAAAUUUAUAUUUCUUGUGGACUUUGUUAUCAUGGAGAUGGAAGAGGAUGUGAAUGUACCUCUUAUUCUGGGGAGACCUUUCAUGAAGACUGCAAGAGUUUUGAUUGAUGUGGAAAACGACAAGCUGAAAGUGAGAGUGCAAGAUGAAGAAGUAAAUUUUGAUGUUUUUGAAGCCAUGUCUCACCCAAAGGAUAACAAGGAGUGUUUUCAUCUUGAUCCUCUUGAUGAAAUUUGCAUGAUACAAGUAAAGAAAGCAAGUGAUACUUUUUCUUUGGAGGAGAUGCUAGUUGACACCUGUGAAGAAUUGAAUGAAAAAGAAGAAGAACUGAUUGAUGAGUGCUUGACUGAAUUGCAAGAGUUGAAAGAAGAUUCGUUACAGAAGACAAAGGAGAUCAACACAAAAGCAAAAGUCAAGGAAAGCAAAUUGGAGCUGAAGAUGUUACCACCACAUUUGAAGUAUGUGGUACCAAAGAAAGGUGGGAUGCCAGUUAUUUAUAAUGAAAAAAAUGAGCUCACACCUACAAGGACUGUUACGGGCUGGAGGAUGUGUAUUGACUACAGGAAGUUGAACAAUGCUAUUAGGAAGGAUCACUUCCCCCUUCCUUUCAUGGAUUAG